AUGAGCAGAGUGCAUGCGGAACUAUUCGCCGACCUUAGAUACUUGAGAGUCUAUCUCAAGGAUGCGAGGUCGUCGCAUGGGACCAUGAUCAACGAUAUAAAGCUCGAUCCUGUUGUGCAGCACCCCGUGAAAGACGGUGACCUUUUGACGUUUGGGGUGGCUAUUCGGAACGGCUCUGACGUGGUUCACCCCAUAAAGGCGCGGAUCGGCGUCAAGUAUCGCAAGAUCAAGCUUACUCGGGAGCACAUGCAAGGGACUUUCGUGGUUCCAGAUGAAGACUCUGAGUACGAGUCUGAGCCUACAGAUCUCAUCGGACGUGCUGUAGAGAUCAUGAAGAGGUGUGGCCCUGAGUCCUUCAUCGACCUCACCGAGGAGACCACUCUCCAUCCAGUGGAGACCCAAAAGCAAGAGGAGGUUUCGCGUGAAGAAGUUGGGGGAGACGACCUAGCUAGAAAGGAUGAUGAAGCUGGCGGCGAACACGAGACCGAAGAACAACAGGAGGGCAUCGAACGGGGGGAAGCUGGAGAACAUGAUGAAUCCCCUGAGCAUGAGACCGAAGAACGAGUGGAGGAAGAUGAAACAGUGCUGCCUGACGGUAUCAGCGAAAUUCGGGACCACGAAGAGGUUGCCUACGAGAUCUCAGCUGUUGAGGAGACCGUCCAGGAUCUCAUUGUUGAGACGGCUGAUAAUGAUGCCACCGAUUCAGUCAUCAAUGGAGAUGCCACGACAGAACCCAUCACUGAGAACCUGGAUCUAUCUUCUUCCUCGGAAUCAUCAGUCGUUGAUGCAGACAUCACACUCGUCGACCUAGAUGAGGUAAACGAGCCGAGCCAAGACGCCUGCCCCGCGAGUCCCUCGACGCCAAACAAGAAGAGAAAGGCAGAAGAGAUGUCGACGGAUGAGGUAGAGGAUGUUGUAGCCCUGCCUCCCUUGCUGAUUAGCGACCCCUCGCCUGUGAUCCCAGAGCCCAUUGUCGUUAUCCCUCUCAACAAUUCCCAGGAAGAACCCAGACCUAUCAAGCGUUUCCAUGGAGCGGCAGGUAAAGUUGGAUACGCGGCUUUAGGCACCUUGGUCGGUGGAAUUGCCAUUUUCACGACACUGGUAGCCUCUGGCCCUACCUUUUGA
Scedosporium apiospermum is the source of this 1125-nucleotide messenger RNA. RefSeq lists its product as uncharacterized. The transcript has 3 exons. The record is from RefSeq and is a predicted model, not a curated record. NCBI's taxonomy places the organism in Eukaryota, Fungi, Ascomycota, Sordariomycetes, Microascales, Microascaceae. Bases 1 to 1125 code for a protein of 374 amino acids. Gene Ontology annotation, molecular function: protein binding.